CAAGAUGGCGGCGCUGGCGAGUGGAUGCUGGCCGUGCCGGGGCCCGCGGGGGCUGCGGCCGAGCUGCCGCGGUUGAGGCCCCAGCACCGUUCGAGGCUCGGCCCGCGACCGCACAGGGUCCAGCCUGGGUGCAGUCCGGGCUGCCGGGUCAUGCUGCGAGGCGCGCCGCGUCGCCGCCGCCGCUGCCGCUGAGUUCGCGGGCCGCGCCAGGCGCGGAGCAGGGCCGCGACGAUGUUCUCCGCGCUGAAGAAGCUGGUGGGGUCGGAGCAGGCUCCGGGCCGGGACAAGAACAUCCCCGCGGGGCUGCAGUCCAUGAACCAGGCGCUGCAGAGGCGCUUUGCCAAGGGGGUGCAGUACAACAUGAAGAUCGUGAUCCGGGGAGACAGGAACACAGGCAAGACUGCUCUAUGGCACCGGCUGCAGGGCAAGAAGUUUGUGGAGGAAUACAUCCCCACGCAGGAGAUCCAGGUCACCAGCAUCCACUGGAGCUACAAGACCACAGACGAUGUAGUGAAAGUUGAAGUCUGGGAUGUGGUCGACAAAGGAAAAAGCAAAAAGCGAAGUGACGGCCUGAAGACAGAGAACGAUCCCCAGGAGGCGGAGUCCGAAAUGGCCCUGGAUGCCGAGUUCCUGGAUGUAUACAAGAACUGUAAUGGGGUGGUCAUGAUGUUUGACAUCACCAAGCAGUGGACCUUCAACUACAUCCUCCGAGAGCUUCCCAAAGUGCCCACCCACGUGCCCGUGUGCGUGCUGGGCAACUACCGUGACAUGGGCGAGCACCGUGUCAUUCUGCCCGACGACGUGCGUGACUUCAUCGACCACCUGGACAGACCCCCAGGCUCCUCCUAUUUCCGAUAUGCAGAGUCUUCCAUGAAGAACAGCUUUGGCCUGAAGUACCUGCAUAAGUUCUUCAACAUCCCGUUCCUGCAGCUGCAGCGGGAGACACUGCUGCGCCAGCUCGAGACCAACCAGCUGGACAUCGAUGCCACCCUGGAGGAGCUGUCGGUGCAGCAGGAGACGGAGGACCAGAACUACAGCAUCUUCCUGGAGAUGAUGGAGGCGCGCAGCCGGGGCCACGCAUCCCCGCCCUCAGGCUCCCAGUCUCCACUGGGGGCUCCAAGCACCAUCUCCACAGGGAGCUCCAGCCCCAGCACACCCCAGCCUGCGCCCCCGCUACCCCUUGGUGCUCCCUCAGCCUGCCCUUCUGGAGUGCCCGCCUCGCCCAUGCCCCCCAUGGAGGCCCCACCCCCACAGCGGCGUAGCAUUAUCUCCCGGCUGUUCGGAACCUCUCCGGCGGUGGCGGACACCGCCCCGACACUCGCAGAGCCAGCCCCAGCGGCAGAGGUACCAGCAAGGGUCCAAAAUGUGGAGGACUUUGUUCCUGAAGAUGGCCUUGACCGCAGCUUCCUGGAGGACACUGCCCAGCCUAAGAAUGAGAAGAAGGUCGGAGCCAGGAACCCACAGCAGGACAGUGACAGUGACGGAGAGGCCCUGGAUGGGAACCCAAUGGUGGCAGGUUUCCAGGACGAUGUGGACCCCGAGGAUCAGCCUAGCAGCAGGGUCCCAUUGCCCUCAGGCCCUGUCCCCAGCAAAGACAUCAGCCUCUCGAGUGAGGAGGAGGCCGAGGAGGGGGCCAGUCGCCCUAGCACGUCUGCCCUGGCUCCCCAGCAGUGCUUGGAGCCAGAGACAAAAUGGUCCUCCACCAAGGCCGUGCAGCUGCAGAAAACGGCAGUACCCACGCCAGCCCGGGCGCCCCCCCAGCCGAGCCUGGAGUCUGAGCAGCCUGGCAGCACCCUGUGCCCUGUGGUGGGCGCCUCGAGAAGACCUGCCGGGGGCAAAGAGGCAUUAUCUUCCUCAUCGGAGAGUGACCCCGAGGGGCCCAUUGCUGCGCAGAUGCUGUCCUUCGUCAUGGACGACCCGGACUUUGAGAGUGAGGAGUCAGAUGCGCGGCGCAGAGUGGAUGAGUUCCCCACGAGAGAGGACCCCUCCGACGGGAGUGAGGAAGACGCCAGGCCUGCCCCGCCACCCCUGCCCCCAGCAACCCGGCUCCCUGUCGCUUCCUUCAGACCAAAGAACGACUCUGAUCUCUUUGGACUAGGGCUGGAAGAGCCAGGCCCCAAGGACAGCAGUGAUGAAGAGAAGGGCGGCAAGCCGGUCUCCAAGGAGAAGAAGAAGAAGAAGAAGAAAAGCAAAGAGGAGGAAGACAAGGCCAGUAAGAGGAAGAGCAAGCACAAGAAGAGCAAGGCCGGGGAGGAGGCCAGGGAGGAGCGGCGCCGGAAGCGGAAGCCAGCACGCACCCAGGAGCAGAAAGCCGCCGAGGAGCUGGAGGCUUUCCUGGGGGGCGGGGCCCCCGCUGGCCGCCACCCAGGGGGUGGAGACUAUGAGGAGCUCUAGUCUGGGCCGCUGACCUCCCUGGGGGACUGACAAGGCCACCACCCGCGCCCUGCCCCAGGACCACCCCACACCACCGCCGCCUGCGCUCCUUGGUUGGCCUGCCCUGCAUUUGCUUCCUGCUGGAGGCCGGGGCUGGGUGCUGCAGGUGCUGGGCCUCAGGCUGGGACAAGCCUGCUGUGCAGGGAGAAAGGGGACAGCAGGGCUGCCACUGGCGGGGCAGAUGCCUAGCCCUCUCCAGGCAGGGCCAAGGCCAGCCCCCCGGCAUUUCUCAGGGAUGUCACAGGCCGAGGAAGGACCCAUGAGGGUUGUUUACAGAGGCAGGGCAUGGGCUUGCCCCGCUACUCAAAACAUCCACUCCCUGCCCACCCCUGCUUGCCUCCCAGGCCGAGGGGCCACAGCAUGCCAUGGGUUCAGCUUCUGCUGCCAGGCUUGGGGUCCCGGGCGCACUGUGGGCGCAGUGGCCCUGCCCUGUGUGCAUCUGGGCCCAGUGCCAGCCUCGGCUGGCAGGAGCAGAGCAGCAGCCGCAGCCUCUCCUGGGAACAGGGUUGGGCAGGAAACGCCUGCUCCACACUCCACGCGACCAUAAAGCUCUCGGGUUCUACUGCG
Molecule: messenger RNA, 3000 nt
Organism: Octodon degus (degu)
Lineage: Eukaryota; Metazoa; Chordata; Mammalia; Rodentia; Octodontidae
Gene: Rabl6
Product: RAB, member RAS oncogene family like 6
Exons: 15
Coding region: 232-2394 (720 amino acids)
Cellular component (GO): nucleus; cytosol
Molecular function (GO): GTP binding
Source: RefSeq, a predicted model, not a curated record